Lytechinus pictus (painted urchin) is the source of this 3145-nucleotide messenger RNA. Its product is annotated as polyubiquitin-C. Gene Ontology annotation, molecular function: ubiquitin protein ligase binding; RNA binding; protein tag activity. Bases 343 to 2400 code for a protein of 685 amino acids. NCBI's taxonomy places the organism in Eukaryota, Metazoa, Echinodermata, Echinoidea, Temnopleuroida, Toxopneustidae. Gene Ontology annotation, cellular component: cytoplasm; nucleus. Gene Ontology annotation, biological process: protein ubiquitination; modification-dependent protein catabolic process. The transcript is spliced from 2 exons. The record is from RefSeq and is a predicted model, not a curated record.
ACUCGUUCAGGUUAUGCCCGCGACCAGUGAUCAUUCCAGAAAAUGUUUUGGGCCGAAAUUGCAUAAUUCCGAGAUUGCGAGUCAUCGAUCGUCUGAAAUAUCUGGCGCGGGUUAAUAUGACGUCAUGUGCCAUAGAUACACGAUCUAUCUUUAUUACCCAAUAGAAAAGGGUGAAAUAGUCCAUGUGACACAGACUGACCAAUCGCAAGUCAACACAAAGCACCAUAUAAAAUACACACAAGCGUCGCAGCGUCAAUAUACUAGCUGAGACUUCCGCAGAUACUUCUCACUCCGAAAAGAACUUGUCAAUUUUUCCAGAAAAACUCUGAUUUAAAAGCCAGCAUGCAGAUCUUCGUCAAGACCCUCACAGGCAAGACCAUCACUCUUGAGGUUGAGCCAAGUGACACCAUCGAGAACGUAAAGGCAAAGAUUCAGGACAAGGAGGGCAUUCCCCCUGAUCAGCAGCGUCUCAUCUUCGCUGGCAAGCAACUCGAGGAUGGCCGCACUCUAUCAGACUACAACAUCCAGAAGGAAUCUACUCUCCAUCUUGUUCUCAGGCUCCGUGGAGGUAUGCAGAUCUUUGUCAAGACCCUCACAGGCAAGACCAUCACUCUUGAGGUUGAGCCCAGUGACACCAUCGAGAACGUAAAGGCAAAGAUUCAGGACAAGGAAGGCAUUCCCCCUGAUCAGCAGCGUCUUAUCUUUGCUGGCAAGCAACUCGAGGACGGCCGCACUCUGUCAGACUACAACAUCCAAAAGGAAUCUACUCUCCAUCUUGUUCUCAGGCUCCGUGGAGGUAUGCAGAUCUUCGUCAAGACCCUCACAGGCAAGACCAUCACUCUUGAGGUUGAGCCAAGUGACACCAUCGAGAAUGUCAAAGCAAAGAUUCAGGACAAAGAAGGCAUUCCCCCCGAUCAGCAGCGUCUUAUCUUCGCUGGCAAGCAACUCGAGGACGGCCGCACUCUGUCAGACUACAACAUCCAGAAGGAGUCAACUCUCCAUCUUGUUCUCAGGCUCCGUGGAGGUAUGCAGAUCUUCGUCAAAACCCUCACAGGCAAGACCAUCACUCUUGAGGUUGAGCCAAGUGACACCAUCGAGAAUGUUAAGGCAAAGAUUCAGGACAAAGAAGGCAUUCCCCCAGAUCAGCAGCGUCUCAUCUUCGCUGGCAAGCAACUCGAGGACGGCCGCACUCUGUCAGACUACAACAUCCAGAAGGAGUCAACUCUCCAUCUUGUUCUCAGGCUCCGUGGAGGUAUGCAGAUCUUCGUCAAGACCCUCACAGGCAAGACCAUCACUCUUGAGGUUGAGCCAAGCGACACCAUCGAGAACGUAAAGGCAAAGAUUCAGGACAAGGAGGGCAUUCCCCCUGAUCAGCAGCGUCUCAUCUUCGCUGGCAAGCAACUCGAGGAUGGCCGCACUCUAUCAGACUACAACAUCCAGAAGGAAUCUACUCUCCAUCUUGUUCUCAGGCUCCGUGGAGGUAUGCAGAUCUUUGUCAAGACCCUCACAGGCAAGACCAUCACUCUUGAGGUUGAGCCAAGUGACACCAUUGAGAAUGUAAAGGCAAAGAUUCAGGACAAGGAAGGCAUUCCCCCUGAUCAGCAGCGUCUCAUCUUCGCUGGCAAGCAACUUGAGGAUGGCCGCACUCUAUCAGACUACAACAUCCAGAAGGAAUCUACUCUCCAUCUUGUUCUCAGGCUGCGUGGAGGUAUGCAGAUCUUCGUCAAAACCCUCACAGGCAAGACCAUCACUCUUGAGGUUGAGCCAAGUGAUACCAUCGAGAAUGUCAAAGCAAAGAUUCAGGACAAAGAAGGCAUUCCCCCCGAUCAGCAGCGUCUCAUCUUCGCUGGCAAACAACUCGAGGACGGCCGCACUCUGUCAGACUACAACAUCCAGAAGGAGUCAACUCUCCAUCUUGUUCUCAGGCUCCGUGGAGGUAUGCAGAUCUUUGUCAAGACCCUUACAGGCAAGACCAUCACUCUUGAGGUUGAGCCAAGUGACACCAUCGAGAAUGUCAAAGCAAAAAUUCAGGACAAAGAAGGCAUUCCCCCCGAUCAGCAGCGUCUCAUCUUCGCUGGCAAGCAACUCGAGGACGGCCGUACUCUGUCAGACUACAACAUCCAGAAGGAGUCAACUCUCCAUCUUGUUCUCAGGCUCCGUGGAGGUAUGCAGAUCUUUGUCAAGACCCUUACAGGCAAGACCAUCACUCUUGAGGUUGAGCCAAGUGACACCAUCGAGAAUGUCAAAGCAAAGAUUCAGGACAAAGAAGGCAUUCCCCCCGAUCAGCAGCGUCUUAUCUUCGCUGGCAAGCAACUCGAGGACGGCCGCACUCUGUCAGACUACAACAUCCAGAAGGAAUCCACUCUCCAUCUUGUUCUCAGGCUCCGUGGUGGGCAAUAAGAUUUGACCCUGUAAAAGGUAUACUUCCCAUGUAAGACAUCCCUAGCCAAAAAUGAUAAGGAAACUUUCAAAUGUAAGGAUAUGACUUCAGUAUCACAACAUUAGAAAAUGGUAGAUAUUGAUGAAGAUGGUUCAUGUGCAUCAAACAUUAAUCCAAUUUCUUUCAUUUAUCUUCAAUAAAAGAAAAGAUGUUCACGUAUAGAACUUAAUAAAAGUUAUUUUUAUUGGAGUAAAUUCUGACAAAAAUAUUAACUUGCCCCUCAACCUUUGCUAUUUGACUCUUUACUAAAAAAUCAUUCAAAUAAUACAGAACUGUUUGCAAUCAUGGUCCUCAUUCUUUUUAGUUCCUGAAGUGUAUCAAAACAUUAAUUGGGCCCCCUGGCAAACUUUACAUGAUGCUAUUUUCAUUCUCUUUAUUUCAUUCCAGUGUAUUACCUAGGCUCCACACUAACUUUUUUACUUGGUGGCCCAAUCUGUCCACCAAAAUCAUCAAUUUCAUAAUUUUGGUGGCCCGCAUUGCAAAUUUGAUGGCCUGAAAACAAUAGAAAACAUUAGUUUAUCAAAACUUUGGUAGCAAGACCAAGUGUGGGUUUUCAAAAAAUUUUGUUGCCCGACACACAAUUUAAGUUGCCCCGGGCCACUGCUAAUGUCGAGCCCUGGUAUUACUUAGAAACUGUAUGUGACAUUCAAAAUCCAGAAGAAAGUUGAUAGAAGGUUAAAAUUAAAAGAAAUAUGCAAUAUGAAA